UUGUCUAGAAUGCGCUCAAAGCGAUGCGCAAUGAUAAGAAAUCUCUGGUGUUUGUUUACGCCAUUUGUGGUACACUAUUAUUAAAAUGGUUAUGGAACUAGUAUAACUUAUAAUGUAUAGUUGCUAACUAUAAUAUUUUCUUUGUAGUAGUUUCUAGAAGUGAAGUAAUAAACUAAAAAUGUCUGGAAAGAAUUCCAAUUUCCCUUCAACAGAGCGAGUCGUCAAAAGUGUGCCAUUCCCACCUAGUCAUAAACUUUUAAUCAGUGAAAUCUUCGAUUCUCAGACUAACAAACCUAGAAUGGAAGUUUUAAAGCAGCAUUUUACUCUAGAAGGAAGAAUAGAAGAAGCUGCAGCAUUGCGUAUCAUUAACGAAGGCGCUGCUUUGUUAAGGCAAGAACGUACAAUGAUUGACAUUGAAGCUCCUGUGACAGUUUGUGGUGAUGUCCACGGUCAGUUUUACGACUUAAUGAAACUGUUUGAUGUUGGAGGACCACCUGCAACAACAAGAUACUUAUUUCUGGGAGAUUAUGUAGACAGAGGGUACUUUAGUAUUGAAUGUGUUCUUUAUUUAUGGGCGCUCAAGAUAUGCUUUUCCAAAACUUUAUUCCUAUUACGUGGAAAUCAUGAAUGCAGGCACCUAACUGAAUACUUCACCUUUAAGACUGAAUGCAAAAUAAAAUAUUCAGAACGAGUGUACGAUGCUUGUAUGGAAGCCUUUGACUGUCUGCCUUUGGCAGCAUUAAUGAAUCAGCAAUUCCUUUGUGUUCAUGGAGGUUUAUCACCUGAGAUACAUACAUUAGAAGAUAUUAAAAAGUUGGAUAGAUUUAAGGAGCCUCCAGCAUUUGGCCCUAUGUGUGACUUACUGUGGUCAGAUCCACUUGAAGAUUUUGGCAGCGAGAAGAACAUGGAACAUUUUAGUCAUAACAGCGUUCGAGGUUGCUCAUACUUUUACAGCUAUGCAGCAUGCUGUGAGUUUCUUCAGCAAAACAACCUUCUCUCAAUUAUCAGGGCACAUGAAGCUCAGGAUGCAGGAUACCGGAUGUACAGAAAAAGCCAAACAACUGGUUUUCCAUCCCUCAUCACUAUUUUUUCUGCACCAAACUAUCUGGAUGUGUACAAUAAUAAAGCUGCUGUCUUGAAAUAUGAAAAUAAUGUCAUGAACAUUAGACAGUUCAACUGCUCUCCUCAUCCUUAUUGGCUACCCAACUUUAUGGAUGUCUUUACAUGGUCUUUGCCAUUUGUUGGAGAGAAAGUAACUGAAAUGCUAGUAAAUCUUCUGAAGAUCUGCUCCGAUGAUGAACUAAUGUCUGAAGAUGAUGAUUCGUUUGAAGGUGGUACAGCAGGGGCAAGGAAAGAAGUGAUCCGAAAUAAAAUUAGGGCUAUUGGAAAAAUGGCUCGAGUGUUUUCAGUAUUAAGAGAGGAGAGUGAAAGUGUGCUUCAGUUGAAAGGCUUGACACCUUCGGGAACCUUACCUUCUGGCAUUCUAUCUGAGGGAAAGACUUCUAUUAAGAAUAUUAUUGCAACAGGAAUCUCCCCACAACACAAGAUUACAUCCUUUGAAGAAGCCAAAGGUCUAGACAAGAUCAACGAAAGGAUGCCACCAAGGAAGGAUGCCUCUCCACUGACAUCUCCGCUAACUCAAGUACCAACAGGGUCGACAGAGGAGAUUUUAGAAACCCACCUGAGUACUCUACCCAAUAAUUUAUGAGAUUGUAGUAAGAUUUCAAGGCUCUUAAAUGCAGAAUAUAGAGAUCUGGAAAGCUGACAGAGAGUAGACAAUAUAAUUCUUCUCUCUGUCAGCUAUGCAGCACCUCCCAGUACUCCAGCCAUUGCAGGAUGGUUUUUUCCUGUGGCACAGUCUGUUUACUGAGUCAACUAAUGUGCUGAAGAUACAGUCUGGUACCAUGGGCCAGUUUUGCCUUCCCCACUUACUUAGUUUUUAAUUGUUAUGAUAUUUUAAAAUUGUGGCCAGAGGUUGUUUUGACUAAAUGCUGUUCAUAAUGAGAAGUGAGAAUUUUGUCACCUUUACUACUGUCACUUACAAGUAUCUUGCACUCACUUGUGCAUGUGUUUAAACUAUCAAGACAAUCAUUGUGCUGGAAGGUGAAUUUGCUGCUGUCUUUGGGUCAGUUAACAGUUAAAUUAUUCACAAGCUGUGAUUUUUGGCUUGUUUGAGUUGAUUAUAUUACCUUAAGAGUAUAACUUUAUUUUUCUCCUGGUGGGAUAAACUAGAACAGUACAUAAUGUUGAUAUGAUUGUUUAUUAAUGAUUCUUGAAUGUGUGUACAUGCACACAGGUAUUUAUGUUAAGAAGUUCAGAAGUUUUUGAUUUUCUUAAAAUAAUGGAGUUAGACAGAAUUUCAAUUUAUUUGGAUUAGCACUUGUUGUAUAAAAACCUGGAGUAUUUGAUCUUCUUAAUUUAAGUUUCACAUAAGAAAACAGUAAAGCUAAAACCAUUGUGUACUUAUAACUGAAAAAAAAUGUAUCAUUUUAUUCUGUUACUCAGUGUUUUAAUUGUUUCAUUCCAAGCAUGAAAUGGUACAGAAUGAAUGAAGAUAAAAUAAUAAAUUGACAAAUAUCACUGACAUACAAGACUUAAGGUUUUUCGGGCCUUUCAUUAGUGGCUGUAUUGUGACUCGUCUUCAACUAAUGAAUUCUAACAACAAGCUUGAAAUGUGUCAUAAAGUUUGUUUGUAAAAGUUAGGUAAAUGGCAUUGUUUUCAACAUUGGUCAAACAAGUUAGUGUUGUUUACUUUCCAUAUGGCAUGCUCAUGUGUUUAAUUUUCUUCACCACACUUAAAGGAUAUUUGUUUUGAAAAGAUUAAAUUUAUAAUAAUAAUAAUAGUAAUCACUGGCGCUUUUCAUAUUGUACUCACUCAGCAUCUGUACACAGCUCAUUAGAUUAUAGAUGUAUUUCAGUGUUGUAGUAGCACAUUAUAUCAAUAGCAUGUGUAAUCUUUCAACUCUGCACAACUGAAAAAUAUAUUGUAGAUGUAUUUCAGUAGUGUAACUCCUUACAUUAAAAAGUUCUGUUGUUAUUCAGUCCUCUACACAAGUCAGUGAAAUAUUAUAGAUGUAUUUCAGUAUUGAAACUCAUUAUACCAAUAGUUUUAUUAUAAUUCAGCUCUCUAUGCAAGUUAGUGAAAGAUUGUAGAUGUAUUUCAGUAGUGCCAUACAUUAUAUCAAUAAUUUUAUUAUAAUUCAGCUCUCUAUGCAACUCAGUAAAAGAUUGUAGAUGUGUUCCAGUAUUGUAGCUCAUUACAUAAGUAAUUUUGUUAUAAUUCUACUGUUCACAACUAAACAAAAUAUUUUAGUUGUACUAGACUGCAUCUUGGUGUUUACAAAUCUGACGAAGUUCUUUAUAAUUUUAGGUAUAAAAAUAAAAAUUUUCAGUAAAACUACAUUUCAGAAAUGCAUAGAUAUUUAUUUUAAGCUUGAACUUUUAGACUGACUAUAGUCCUUUAGCAAAAGCCUAAAAUGAACAAUAGAACAACUAGAUGUUACAUGAACGAAAGCCCUGAAAAUGUAUACCAAGAACAACACAACAGAAGAAUGUAUAAUUUGUUAUGAUUUACAGACUCAGAUUGAAAGGUGAAUGUAAAAUAAAGUACCAUAUUUCUAGCAUAUAUAUUUUGAAAUGCUAAUUGAUGGGUUUUUCUGGCAUGAAAGAUUUGCCCUAAAAGGUUUUGUUUGGACUAGCAUGUUUCCCAACAUAGUCAGAGAUUAGAGCAACAGCCAGGUGAGUUUGAAUCUACUGAUAGCUUAAGAUGGACUAGCUUUUCAUUUGAACCUGAUAGAUGAGUUAUAUACAGUUAUAUGUGGACCUCUAACUUUUCCUUUCAUAGCAUAAUUUAAACAGAGUUGGCAAAAGUUUAGUCUUUGUAGAAUGUAGCACAAAAUUCCUGUAAAAAUUGAUAAAACUGCCAUAGAUAUAAGGAUGGUACCAGAAUACCAUGCAUGUAAAGUCUUCAUCCCUUGACUUCAAAUAUGUUGAACGGAGAAAAAUUAAAAUCAGUGCACUUGUUCCUGAGUGUAUUAUUAAUGUGGAAUUUUCAGCUUUAACAUUAAAACAUCUUUACUAUUCUGUUUUUCAAGAAUUUAUGCCAAUUUAGUUUUCUUAUGUCUUUUUUUUCAUAGUACAAUAAUAAAUCUUUGUUCAUUCAUUAUUAUACUGUAAUCAUAAGAACAAGAUGGUAGAUUCUGUAUAUAUCAUGUUGUUUUUAGGGUAUUAUUUAAAUUAUGUAUCGCUUUCUUACUGUUAUAACUGACGUGACUUACGAAUUGCAAUGACUGAUUUUAGUUGUAUUUCAGAAGUUAACACAUUUAUUUUAAUUAAAUCAACUUCCUACACAAUUGAAUAUGAGACUCUUGUCAUAUUUAAAGAGUGAACCUCAACAUACAAUUACUACAUUUAUUAUAAUUAAAUUAGUUGACAUAUGCAACCCAGUGAGAGAUUUAUUCGUAUUUCAGUAAUUAAUGCCAGCAAACAUUUGACAUCAAUUAUAAUUUAUUUUAAUAUAGAUUAUUAUAAUUAUUUCAUAUACUUUACACUAUUGAUUUAAUACUGGAUAAGGUUUAGUAUAGCUAUCUAUCCUAAACAACUUGCUUCAUACUGCAUAAGGUUUAAGGAAAUAUGCAUAUAUACCAUAAAAAUGGUUAUUAAAUGAAGCUGUCUCACAUAAGUUGAUCCACAAGAGUUCAGGUUGAUUGGAAACCUUGCUUUACAUUUUUGUUAUUCAAAAGAAAUUUUAUUGUAAAAAACUUUUGUUUAUUAAGAGCUUAAGGGUUAUUUUCAAUGAAUAAAAAGAAACUGUGAUAAGCAAGCACAGGUGAGGAAUCAGCUACCCUUACUAAUGAUAGUUUGUAGUAUUUAUUUUGAAUUUAAUGGAUAUUGCAAUUUUAGUCAAGUAUAAUUUAAGGCAAAAAUCAAGACAUUCCAGUGUUAUGUCAUUUUCAUUUUGCUUUUCAACACAUUUAGACGUGAAAGUUGAUGUUAAUAAUUUAGGCUUAGUAUACUGGUACAUAGUUUUAUUUUUAUCUUCUAAGUUUUUGCUGAACAAAUUCAUAAUGUUAUUGUGAUUGUCUAAAGAGCUGUUUAUAAUUGUCUUGCUAUUAAAAAUUUCUAUUUGACAUUCUCAGACAUACUAUUAACACAGUUUUCUCUGUAAAGUUUCUGGAAUACUUAGCUAUUGAGUAAAACUACAGCUAUACGUGAACUUUAGAGCUUACUCAAAUGUCUUGUUUCUUGGCUUAAAGGAGUAAUAUAUAUAUAAAUAUAUAUACAUACAUUACCAGGUAGGAUUAAAACUGAGAACAAGUCAAAAUGAAUAGACUGUGUUUAUAUACUUACAGUUUCCCUUCUGGUGUAUUUAUGUUUUUCAUAAGUUGUUUUUGUUGAUGCCUUUCUUAUAAAUGGUAGCAAAAUAAAAAUGGUUGUUCCCUUAUGAAACUGUCUUAUUCGUACAAACAAUUAUACUUCUGUUUUUUUUUUCAUGAACCUAUAAGUUCUUUUGCUGAUGCUUUUCUUGUAAACAGUAGCAAAACAGAAAUGGUUGUUCCCUUAUUGGUACAUACUUUGGGUGGAGUUUUUUAGUACUUAUAAAACAAAUUUUAGGUUUAGAAGUAGCUCCUGUUCAAAAACUUGUAUUGAAAAUUUCAAAAAUUAGAAAAUGACCUUCAAGCUUGAAACAAGCAUGGUUUUAGAUAAAUCAGGGAAAAUUUACAGACAAACUUGAAAGUUACUGUGGUAUGUUUGGACUGAGGAUUUUAUUAUUUAUUAGAUAUUUUUAUCAGUAUGCUUUUAGUAUACUUUCAAAAAUAUGUGUUCUUAACACCACAUAAGUGUACGUCAUCACACUGUACACUGAAAGUUGUUUAAAACUAAAAUAUCAUAGAAGUUUCUUUUAUUCAAGAUAUAAAUACACAAAUGAUUAUAUUCUGAUAUGGUCAUUACCUCCUCUCACAUAAAUAGCUAUUCUCGUUCAGUGCUGCCUUCUAUAUGAAAAAAAAGUUUACGCAUGCCACAAGCCUUUUUUUCCCCUCCAUUGAAAUUGAUUAAUUACAGUGCAUCUCUCAUGUAACAACCCUCCACUGAUAAGAGUGUCACAUACUCUAAUUUUGCAUAUGACUCCUUCUAUUCAGUUCUACUUAACUAUGACUGAGUUUGGCAGUACUCAUGUUGAGACAUUUUUUUUGUUUUGGUGCUUUUUUCGUUAUAUUAAAGAUUCAUUUUACUUUAACUUAAUUUCCCAGUUUUUUGUUUUUUCUCUCUCACAUUUGCAUUUGUCUAUUAAACCAUUUUAAUGUUUGAUUCAUAUUUUUGAAAUGAAUUCUUAGGUUUAAGUUACCACUUUGGAUAUCAUACUUUCUACAAGCACUUUUACAGGCUGCAGGUGAGGGUAACCCAUCAUUGGAUUUAUCAGCGAUUAUCCGCUGAGAGAUUGAUCGUUACAUGGAUCAACCACCUUCUCCUAAACUUGCCCCACUUCCUCCUGAACAAGCGGAACCAGUUCUGGCCAAUGAAGAUUUUGAUAGCAUUUUUCCACCACUGGAUUUUGCUAUUUCUUCCUAUGCCCAACCUGCAAAAUCAGCUAGGCCUAAUAUGGCAUUUUUAGACAUGAUUUCUCAGGUAUGUGAUGUUUUAUCCAUUUCCCUUAUUUUCUAUGAUCCCAUCCUUCUUUGUUGCAUGAUAGUUCUUCCUCUCUGUAUUUAGCCCCCCCCCCAGAUAUUAGGGUUCAUGCUGAGCAAUUUGCUUCACAAUUGAUUGAGGGUGCCCUGCCCUCCAUGGGCUAUGGAUCAGUUUGCCUUGGCUUACCAUCAGCCCAACUGUCCAUUUCUCGACUCUCAGCAGUUGGGAUUUAUUCUACCUGUGUGGGGGGCAGUCCCUAAUUUUCCUGCACAUUUAACCCAUGCCCAAUUUUCACGGCUUUAUUUUAUCCUUACUUCACUUGUAUGGUAUUUAUCUACCUUCCAUCUCCUUUCAGAGGCGAUACACCGAGAUCCUGAAGGUUUUUCGAGGGACAGCCUCUCCUUUAUUACCUCCACAUUUGUUCCUCUGUUGUCUUUGGCUCUUGCUUUACACAUGUGUUUUCUCUGUUGUUGGGAUCUUCUGGGUCAUGAUGGAGCCUUGUCCCAGGUUUGUUUGCUGCACACUUAUCUAAGGGAUUUACAUACGUCCCCUUUUCUUCAGCAGUAUGUUUUCGACCAUGUACCUGAGGUUUUGGAAUCACAUGUGGAGUCUGUGCAUCAACACUCUACCCUUUCCUCUUUGGUAGCUCAUUUGUUGCAGUCAGAACCACAACAAGUCCCUAUUCCUGUUUCCCAGCUUAGUCCUUCUCAGCCCUUACCUAUUCCUCCCUCUAGGAGUUUCUUAUCUCCUUAUUUUAUUUGAUGGAGAUAGGCAUGGUGCCAACAGUACUGGUGACUACUACCCAGUGGGUUCCAGUCUGGUAGGAGCUCAAUUGUGCAAGUGUGUUCCCUUUUGGCAAUCUUUCACCACAGAUUAGUGGGUUAUUCGAGUUUUAUCAGUGGGACUUGUCUUCCAAUUUCUCCCCACCCACCUCCUAUUUCUCUGGUACCCAUUUCCUUCCCUAUGCCUUGGGAUCCUAUCACCUGCCAGCAUAUGUCAGAGGUGGUUCAAGACGUUUUGUCUCAACAGGCCAUUGAACCUGUUCAUCAUCUUCCUCCAGGCUGUUUAUUGUCCCCAAGAAAACCAGAGACUGGUGACCUGUAAUAGAUUUGUCCCGCCUCAGUCAAUUUUUCAUUCUACACCAUUUUACCAGGGAAUCGUUUCUCACCCUCAAGUAGGCUUUUUCUCCUAAUUUGUGGAUGACCAAGAUGGAAGUCACUAAUGCUUACUUGCAUAUCCCAAUAUCUUGUCAGUCGCAAACCAUAUCUUUGGUUUGUUCAUCAUGGGGUGGUUUAUCAGUUUUGUGCACUGCCUUCUGGACUUGCUUCGGCUCCAUAUGUUUUUUGUCUGGUGGUCAGGGCAUUCGCUUGUCACCUACAUGCUCUCAGGUUGUGCUUUCAUCAUUAUAUUGAUGACUGGCUACUGUUAGCUCGUUCUAAACAGGAGUCUGCCUGUUACACUCAUCAGCUGCUCCUAGAGGUGGCUCGAGUGGGCUGGUUAAUCAAAUUGGAGAAGACAUUCCUUCAACCUAACCAAUAUCUUGUCCAUUUGGGUGAUUUUUUCAACACUCGUUUUAUAUAGCUUUCAGUUCUCUCCGUGCUCUUACUGCUCCCUCUAUUACAGCUCUUGAGGUUCUGUUGCUUUUGGAGAUGUGGUCUUCCAUGGCAGCUCUUAUCCCUUUAGGUCGUACUCAUAUGCAAACACUUCAUGACCAGUGGAAUCUUGCACGGUACCCUUUGCAGGCUCAUAUUACCCUUCCCCCUACCCUAGUCGACGAUCUGUAAUGAUGGUUGGACAAGUCUCACAGGUCAGCAGGUGUUCCGAUUUCUCCUCCUCAUCAAGAUUUACACAUUUUCACAGAUGUAUCCCUUCAGGGAUGGGGGGCGUGGGUCAAUUUCUAGGAAGCUUUGGGACAUUGUUCUGCAGCCGAGAGGUCUUAUCAUAUCCACAUCCUUGAGCUUUUUGCUGUAAAACAGGCUUUGGUUCAUUUUCUCCAUCUGGCCAGAAAUCAUCUGGUAAUGAUCCAUUACAACCAUUCUGCAGUGGCUGCUUAUCUCAAUCACCAAGGUGGCACCCGUUCUCAAUCCCUCUGUAUUCAUACGUUGAAUCUUCUUUUUUGGGUCCACAUGCAAGAUAUUUUAUAUCAUUGCGUGUCAUGUUCUGGGUGCUUUCAAUCUUGUUGUAGAUCGGCUUUCCCAUUCAGACAAAAUCUAUCUUGUUUUCCAUUGGCUUUGCCUUCAGUGGGGUACUCCUCACAUAAAUGCUUUUGCCAUGUUCCUCGACCAUGAAUUACCUCUGUUUUGGCUUCUGGUCCCUCAUUCUCUUGCUCUGGCUGUCGAUGCUUUCAGCUAGGAUUGGACCAACAAAUACCUAUAUGUUUAUCCUCCCAAUCGACUUCUUCACUGGGUGAUUUGAUCAUCCAUACCAUUUCUUGUCAAGUCCAUCUCAUUGUUCCUUUCUAGCCGGCUCAGCCAUGGUUUCCGCAGCUUUUCCAGCUCCACUUUACCCCUCCAUUACCUCUUCUUUGACCUCAAUCACCAGUGCUUCAUCCAACCCUUCAUGUCCUCCAUCUUCGUGCCUGGUUUUUAUCUGGUCCUAGGCAAAGAGAUUUGGCUUGUCCUGAUGAGUAACUUCAUUUCUGGCUCAAUCCAUUUGUUCUUCUUCCAUGGAAGUUUAUCAAUGUAAAUGGAUGUUUUUCCACCACUGGUCUCUGGGUCGAGGGUUUUCUGCUGAUCGACCCACUGUUCCUCAUAUUGUGGAUUUUCUUACUUGGCUUUUCGAUCAGCGGUCUUCUGUCUCCUUUAUCUCGGGUUAUUGGGUGGCCUUGUCCCACACCUUUCAUUUUUCCCAAUACCAUAAGGUAUUUACCUCUCAUAUGCUUUCCCUGUUGAUGCAUUCCUUCUGGAUUCAUCAUCCACUGCAGUGGACUGUCCUACCAAAUUGGAAGGUUAAUGUCCUCUUUCACUGCCUCACUUUGCCUCUGUUCAAACCAUUUUCCACAUGCUCCUUGUUUCACCUUUUCCUUAAGACUUAUUUCCUUUUUCCUCAUAACCUGUAGAUGUCGCAGGUCUGAUUUAUGUGGCAUCGAUGUUUCAGUUACUCUUUAUCAUUCUACAGAUAUUCUCCUUUAUCCGGAUCAUCCCAGUAGCCAAGUUUUGGAUUAUGAGUAGAACCAAUCAACAUUAAUCCUCACACACAUAUUACAGAUGUUUAUAUUCCUCACUCUUUUAUACUUCAUCGGUGUUGUGGCUCACGGUGGAGGUAAUUGUGGAUUGUUUCUGUUCUUUCCCUACUGCUAUCCUUCGAUGUUUCUUAUUCCUUGGAUGUUAAUGCACUUGGAGUGGUACUGAUCAAUUUCACUUUUGAGGGAGGUGGUUUACAUUAUGUAAACAUCUUUUCAAUACCAGAUGUCGGGUUACUGGAUCAAUUUAUCAUAUUCACAUGUGCCCCGUUCAUUAGUUUUUGGUGCUAGAUUUUCUAUGGUAUCAUGAACUUGAGGUGAAGACAGUAUGAUCCUCUUUCAUACCCCCUACUAGAUGGCUGGGUUUUGGAUUGUAGUUGACUUGCCACCAGCAUGAUCUUCUUUCCUACCCCACAUGGAUGCCGGUUCUCGGCGGCCUGGGUUUUGGAUUGUAGUUGACUUGCCACCGGCAUGAUCUUCUUUCCUACCUCCACAUGGAUGUCGGUUCCCAGCGGCCUGGGUUUUGGAUUGUAGUUGACUUACCAGUGGAAUGAUCCUUUUUCAUACCUCUACAUGGAUGUCGGUUCUUUAUUUCUCUCACACCAGUCCCUCCACCUAUUCAAUGUGGGAUUCUAGCUAGUUAUGUGAGUGGAGGUAAUGUACUGUAUCAAAAGUUACAAUUCUCCUAUACUGAAAUUGUAUUUCUGAUAGGUACUUACCUCUUCCCACCCUUCCUCCCCACUGAAACCAGUACUUCCAUUUUCUGCCAAACAUUGAAGUGAUAGUAAAGUAGAAUUGAAUAGAGGGAAUCACAUGCAUAAUAAGAGUAUGUUGCACACUUAUUGAUGGAGGGUUGUCACAUUAUAAUUUGCAUGAGAGAUUCAUUGGAAUUAAUAAAUUCCAAUAGAGGGGAGAAAAAAGGCUUGUGGCAUGCAUAAAAAUAUUUUUGCAUAUAGAGGGUAGCACUGAACAAGAAUAGCUAUUUAUGUGAGAGGAGGUAAGUACCUAUUGGAAAUACAUUUUCAGUAUAGGAAAAUUAUAACUUUUGUUCUUCUAUUAAUAUUUUUGUAGAUUAUUUUAUUGUUUAUGUCAUCUGGACUUUGUUCUAAUGAAUAAUGGUUCAUCAAUCUUGUAGAUUUUCAAGCUUUUUUUAAACAUUGUCUGUAGUAUAUUAUUUACUGACAUAUUGAUGCCAUUACCAGAUCUUUUACUUUCGUACUGUUUCAUUCAGCCUAGCUCCAAUGUAAAGUCUUUAAUUUUCUAAGUCUGUAAACUUUACCUGUUGUGUUGAUAUGGGAAAAGUGUACAAAACUACAAUGAGCAAUACCAGACAUUUCAUUGAAAAAAGGUUUGUAGAUUAAUACGUAGUAAAUGUUUUGAGCAUUUAACAUGUGUGUAUAUAUAUUUAAAUUUAUGAAAGAAAUGAAAUCUCAUUAGAACCACUACCUCUAAAAAAACAUACAUAUUAUAAAUCAGCAUGGUCAUUUUAGUGUUAUAAAAAUUGAGUGGAGAAAAAUAUUAUUUAACUUCUACUUUUAGUCAAAUAAUAUGAACAUCUCUUGAUUUCUAAAACUUUGGAUGUAAUUUCAACUAAUGAAAAGUUUCUAAUGAUAACAUGACGGGCAGAAACAUUUCAGUGACUUCGGAUGAAUGCACUGUAAAUUGUAAAGAGAAUGAAAAAUAUAUAUAUGUAAAUCAUUAAAGACUUGGAUAUAUAUAUGUGGUCCUUCACUAUAGACAACAGCUAGAAAUGGACACAUUUUGAUUUGAUAGGGUUGCGUGUAAAGUAUAAAUAAUCAAGCACAUUGUAUCUAAUGAAAGGCCUAAGGAUAUGUUCAUGUAUAGGUAUUAUGUAUAAUAACAUUUUAAAUCACUUUUAUAUGGAGAUUAAUGAAGAACUAGUUAGCUAAAGAAUUUAAUUUGUCACUGUUUAGUAAAAAAAUAAAUAAAAUACGUUUUUGUGACAGAUUUUUCAUCACCUGAGCAUUUUAUAUUUACCAAAAUCUAAAAGUAUUAUUGAAACUUGACAUAUGCAGGGUAUUAGUGCAUUUUUCAGUGUAAUAAAACCCUGCUUUACUUUGUCAAACUCUUUUAGGUAACUUGCCCUAGUUUCCAAUAGAAAUAACAAAUACUCUGGUCAUGAUUAUACUAUCUUCGUGCAAAAUAAACUCUUCUUUUUUUUUUCUUUUUUUUUU
Messenger RNA from Limulus polyphemus (Atlantic horseshoe crab), 12003 nucleotides. Its product is annotated as serine/threonine-protein phosphatase 2B catalytic subunit 2-like. The record is from RefSeq and is a predicted model, not a curated record. The coding region runs from base 179 to 1708 and encodes 509 amino acids. Gene Ontology annotation, biological process: calcineurin-mediated signaling. Gene Ontology annotation, cellular component: cytoplasm; calcineurin complex. Lineage: Eukaryota; Metazoa; Arthropoda; Merostomata; Xiphosura; Limulidae. The transcript is spliced from 13 exons. Gene Ontology annotation, molecular function: calmodulin binding; calmodulin-dependent protein phosphatase activity.